This is a messenger RNA of Pteronotus mesoamericanus, 867 nucleotides long. It is a transcript of the gene KCTD4, whose product is annotated as potassium channel tetramerization domain containing 4. Gene Ontology annotation, molecular function: protein binding. The coding region runs from base 88 to 867 and encodes 259 amino acids. Lineage: Eukaryota; Metazoa; Chordata; Mammalia; Chiroptera; Mormoopidae. The record is from RefSeq and is a predicted model, not a curated record. Gene Ontology annotation, biological process: protein homooligomerization. The transcript has a single exon.
UAGAGCUGAAUAAAGGCGUGUUUGUGUGGCAGUUUCUUUUGUAAAAAUCAAAGCCAAAAAGAACAAGCUCAAACAGCAUUUUAAAAAAUGGAGUGUAAACUAAACAGAAGAGAAAAAGAUAAGGAAUAUGAAGGGAAAGACAACAACCUGGAAGAUGCUGACCAAGGAAAGAACUGCAAAUCUUCACUGAUGACGCUCAACGUUGGUGGAUAUUUAUACAUUACUCAAAAACAAACACUGACCAAGUACCCAGACACUUUCCUUGAAGGUAUAGUAAAUGGAAAAAUCCUCUGCCCGUUUGAUGCUGAUGGUCAUUAUUUCAUAGACAGGGAUGGGCUCCUCUUCAGGCAUGUUCUAAACUUCCUACGAAAUGGAGAACUACUACUGCCCGAAGGGUUUCGAGAAAAUCAACUUCUCGCACAAGAAGCAGAAUUCUUUCAGCUCAAGGGACUGGCGGAGGAAGUGAAAUCCAGGUGGGAGAAAGAACAGCUAACACCCAGAGAGACUACUUUCUUGGAAAUAACAGAUAACCAUGAUCGCUCACAAGGACUGAGAAUCUUCUGUAAUGCUCCUGAUUUCAUAUCAAAAAUAAAAUCUCGUAUUGUUCUGGUGUCCAAAAGCAGACUGGAUGGAUUUCCAGAGGAGUUUUCAAUAUCGUCAAAUAUCAUUCAAUUUAAAUACUUCAUAAAGUCUGAAAAUGGCACUCGACUUGUACUAAAAGAAGACAACACCUUUGUCUGUACCUUGGAGACUCUUAAGUUUGAGGCUAUAAUGAUGGCUUUAAAGUGUGGUUUUAGACUGCUGACCAGCCUGGAUUGUUCCAAAGGGUCGAUUGUUCACAGUGAUGCACUUCAUUUUAUCAAGUAA